AUGGCCUCCUCUCAGGCACAACAUCGCUGUGUCUUCGUUGGGAAUAUACCGUAUGAUGCAACGGAAGAACAGCUUAUUGAAAUCUGCCAGGAAGUUGGUCCCGUUGUUUCAUUCAGAUUAGUCAUUGAUAGGGAAACUGGGAAACCUAAAGGUUAUGGAUUUUGUGAGUAUAAGGAUGAAGAGACGGCUUUAAGUGCUCGUAGGAAUCUUCAAGGCUAUGAUAUUAAUGGGCGUCAAUUACGUGUUGAUUUUGCCGAAAACGAUAAAGGGAACGAUAGAAAUAAAGAUCAGGGUCGUGGAGGACCAGGAAUGACGCCAAUUGUUGACCCUCAGAAACAAGUAGGCAUCCCAGCUGUCCACGGGGAAUCUGUGCAAGCAGCUCAACAUCAACCUAUUGGUCUUCAUUUUGCCGUAACAGCUGCAGCUGUCAUGACUGCAGCUCUUGGUGGUGCUCAGACUGGCAUCCAAUCAAAUCAAAGCGGUUUGCAAAACCAGUCAGCAUUGACAAAUGAUCCUUUAACUUUGCAUCUGUCCAAAAUGUCCAGGAGCCAGCUGACUGAGAUAAUCUCCGAGGUUAAGGGAAUGGCUACACACAACAAGGAGUUGUCCCGUCAGCUGUUGCUUUCAAGGCCACAGUUGCCCAAGGCUCUUUUUCAGGCUCAGAUAAUGCUAGGGAUGGUCACCCCCUCAAUGCUACAAAUGGCAAAUCUUAGACAAGGUUCAGAUCAAACCUCACAGUUAAUAAAUGAAGGCCACAUUGGUCAGACUCCGCAAACAUUGGCUCAAACUGUGGCUGGUCUACCUCCAUAUGGACAGAGCAAAUUGCAGUCUGGCUUGACACCUUACUUUCAAGAAGGCCAAGCCAACCCUCUACCUCAUAACCCUUUGGCUCCUAAUCAAUCAACCGCAAAUCCAAGGCCUCCACUGCAGCCUAGACUUCCCCUUCAACAUCACCCAAGCAACCAUUUUGUACAGCCUGUAACAGGGCAGAAUAAUUUAAUACUUCCUUCCGUACGUCCCCCAACUUUGGGAAGUUUGUCGAUUAGGCCUCCAAUUCAGCCAGUGAAUUCAACUGCGAUGAACCAGCAAAUGCAUGCCUCGUUCCUUCAGCAUCCGGUACGUGUUGGAAGCUCAACUGUCUCGCAUAAUAUUCAAAUGGUUCGUCCAGAUGCAAGCUUUCAGGCUGACCCCUCCAUGUCAUCUGGUACUUCCCAGUUAUUUAGUAAGGAAGGUGAUAGAUCUUCCAAAGCUCCUGAGGAUUGGACCAAAAAUAGUAGUAAUUAUUCAAACAUGUCCGCGGGAUUAGAGAAUAUAGGCAUGACUCGUGAUAUUCCAGAAUCCUUCACUCGUCCGUUAAAGCAAACUAGAUUGAAUGAUGGAAGGAAAUCCUCUCUCGCUUCUGGGACUUCAGACGUACCUGUCUCCAACGGAUCAUCCCAUGUUCUUGGAAGUAGCUUAUUACUUGCACCUGCAGUUCCUAAGGCCGAAGUGCGGCACCCUGACCAACAAUCUUCACAGCUUCCCACUGAUGUGGAGUCUGUUUUGCUGCAACAAGUAUUGAAUCUAACACCGGAGCAAUUGAGUUCCCUGCCACCAGAGCAGCAGCAACAGGUCAUCCAACUCCAACAAGCUCUUAAGCGAGAUCAGAUGCAACCUGCAUAA
Lathyrus sativus (Indian pea) is the source of this 1662-nucleotide messenger RNA. Lineage: Eukaryota; Viridiplantae; Streptophyta; Magnoliopsida; Fabales; Fabaceae. The record is from the annotation of a GenBank genome assembly.